AGAUGGCCGCUACAUUCCCACUGUCAGCUGGAACGUAUUCGAUCAAUGGAAGAAAGUACCGAAAAACGGCUUAUAACCUGAAGGCUGACACGUCAUUUGAUCUGAAUACGGAUACGACAUUUGCAGAUACUCCGGAUAUCUACGAAGAUGAAGCAUCAGCUGAUUGUUUUGCUCCACCUGGUCUCCCUGAAUUGCGGAAAAGGGCAGCAAAAGCUAAGAUAGUUGCAAAAGCUGUGGAAACAAGUUCUAAGGAACCGGAGCCAACUGAAGAUGAUCGUAUCAAAGUGAUUGGUGGCAAGAAAUGGAUUUCUAGCAUUAAUGUGGCGCCCUGUUUUAUUGGAAAAUUGAUUGGAACAAACCGUCGAACUCUGAAUUCACUAGAAAACGAGACUCAAUGUCGAGUGAAGACGCCGAGGAGAAAUGAAAAUAUCGCUUGUGAAAUAUCUUCAAUUGUGAGCUUAGAAUGUGUUCAGAGGUGUUUGGAUCGAUUGGAAAUUUUUAUUGACGACUCGAGAAAGACGGCUCGUGUAAAUCACUUCGUAGCUCUGCCCUGCGACCAACAUGAGGUUCAAGAGAACUUCAAUAUUUUCAAGCAAAUGGUUAUGGAAAGCGAUCAUUUUGAUAGCUCGUGUAAAAAUUCGCAACUGUUCACAAAACCUACACGUCUUCAUUUGACCCUUUCCGUCGCUAGAAUUUUUGAUGAUAUGGAUCUACAAAAGGCCGUUGGUGCGUUCGAAAUUUUAGAGAAGGAAAUCAGACAAAUAAAGGAUUCGAAACCGUUGAUCGCAGAUAUUCAAGGAAUCGAUAUGAUGAAUGACGAUCCAUCACAAGUUUUCGUGCUUUAUGCGAAAGUGAAGGGAGAUAAAGUCCAAGAAGUGGCAAACUAUGUGAAUCGUCGCCUAAUCGAACUUGGAGUAAGCUCUAAAAACGAGCACGAUAAUGGAUCCGACGCCGUGAAGCUACAUAUGACUCUGAUGAAUUCAAGAUAUGUUACUCAAUCUGAAAAGUCUGGAAAAAGUAAAGAAGCCGCUUUGUUUGAUGCAAAACAAGUAUUGGAAGACUUGAAAGACUCGUAUUUCGGAACAUUUGAGUUGAAAGAGAUUUGCCUGUGCCCGAUGAGCUCGAAUUCGCAAACUUCUGACGGAAAAUUCUACGACAAGCUUGCAAUCAUCAAAUUGGCUUAAUCUAUUCUCACAGUCAUAAUUAUUCUUUAAAAUCUGAUAAAUCGUACGUUC
Molecule: messenger RNA, 1235 nt
Organism: Caenorhabditis elegans
Lineage: Eukaryota; Metazoa; Nematoda; Chromadorea; Rhabditida; Rhabditidae
Gene: ascc-1
Product: K Homology domain-containing protein
Exons: 8
Coding region: 3-1184 (393 amino acids)
Molecular function (GO): RNA binding; nucleic acid binding
Source: RefSeq, marked reviewed